Akanthomyces muscarius is the source of this 351-nucleotide messenger RNA. RefSeq lists its product as uncharacterized. Gene Ontology annotation, biological process: translation. NCBI's taxonomy places the organism in Eukaryota, Fungi, Ascomycota, Sordariomycetes, Hypocreales, Cordycipitaceae. Gene Ontology annotation, molecular function: structural constituent of ribosome; RNA binding. The record is from RefSeq and is a predicted model, not a curated record. Bases 1 to 351 code for a protein of 116 amino acids. Gene Ontology annotation, cellular component: cytosolic small ribosomal subunit; ribosome. The transcript has 2 exons.
AUGUCCUACAACAAGACUGACAAGGAUGUCGGCGAGGCUCCCAAGAGCCACAAGAUCCGCAUCACCCUGACCUCGCGCAAGGUCCAGGUCCUCGAGAAGGUCUGCACCGAAAUCAUCGACCGCGCCAAGAACAAGGACCUCCGCGCCAAGGGCCCCGUCCGCCUGCCCACCAAGACGCUCAAGAUCACCACCCGCAAGACCCCUUGCGGUGAGGGCUCCAAGACCUGGGACCGCUUCGAGAUGCGCAUCCACAAGCGCCUCAUCGACCUCAACGCCCCCACCGAGGUCGUCAAGCAGAUCAUUGUCAACAUUGACGCCGGCGUCGAGGUCGAGGUCACCAUUGCCGCUUAA